Messenger RNA from Adineta steineri, 2208 nucleotides. The record is from the annotation of a GenBank genome assembly. NCBI's taxonomy places the organism in Eukaryota, Metazoa, Rotifera, Eurotatoria, Adinetida, Adinetidae.
AUGUCCCAACGAAUACAUGGUCCAUGUUUAGUAUGUGGUUCAUCUGCUGUUGGUAUUAAUUUUACCGUACCAACAUGUGCACCAUGUAAAGCAUUUUUUCGAAGAAAUGCAGUCAAACUCGGUAGAAUUGAUUUUGUUUGUCAAAAAGAUGGUGAUUGUCCGGUGACAGAGUCAUAUCGUCGUAUCUGUAAUUGUUGUCGAUUAGCAAAAUGUUUUCGUGUUGGAAUGAAAAAAUCAUUAAUUCGGUCAGAUGCUGAAAAAGAAGCAAGAAGACAAUUGGUUCUACAAAAUCGUCAAAAACGAACAGAAUUAGAAUCGCACAAACAGUUAGAAGUGAUUCGACCACCAAAUUUAUUAGUUUCAACAUUUAGCCAUUCAAAUUUUUUAUCACCGUCAGAUCAAACACUUCUUACUAAUAUUUAUAGUGCAUAUGAACGAACGUAUUUAGCAACGAGCAGUAAAGAACAUCCAUAUUUUCCUUCUGAACUACAUUCGUCUGUACAUGCACUUUUCAAUGAAUAUAGUAAACGACAUAUGUCAUUAAUUGAAUUUUUCAAACUUAUUCCAGAAAUUAAUAGAAUAUCACUCAAUGAUAGAAUACGUUUAAUAAAAAAUCAUUUUGGUACAAUGUUUACUAUUAAUGAAUCAAUUAGUAAAGUGAAUGAACAUAGUACUCUAUUAACAUUUAAAAAUGUUUUUGGUACUGACAUUGCCAUGGAUCUUUAUCGAUGUUUUGGAUUAAAACAAGCUUAUAGCCAUGAUCCAUUAUUGACUAAACUUCUAUUAAUUGUUCGUAGUUUAUCAUGUAGUAUUAGUAGAAAUCGGUACGAUAGAGAUAUGAAUCGUGUUUAUGAUGAUACUCGAACUAUAUUUUCUGUCCAAAAUGUUUAUGUUGAACUACUAUGGAAAUAUAUAUUAUCACGUUUACCAUCAGAACGAGAUGCAAUUAAGCUUUUCAACAAAAUUGUUAUGGAUCUUAUAUUUAUAGUUCGUGUAUGUUUUAUAGUCGAUAGUUUUGUGUAUAAUAUGCCUGAUGAAAUAGAGCAAAUGAAUUCAUUAAUGCAAAAAAUGGCACAUAAAAGUCAUGGACAAUGUUUAGUAUGUGAUGAUGUUGCAAUUGGUAUCAAUUUUGGUGUACCAACUUGUAUGCCAUGUAAAGCUUUCUUUCGACGAAAUGCAGUAAGACUUGGUAUACAACAAUUUGUAUGUAUGAAUGAUGGCGAUUGUUUAAUAUCAUAUAAAUAUCGUCGUUCGUGUAAUUGUUGUCGUUUGGCAAAAUGUUUUCGUGUUGGAAUGAAGAAAUCAUUGAUAUUAUCAGAUGAAGAACGAGAAGCUCGAAAUAAACUUGUUGAAAUGAAUCGAUUAAAACGUGGAAAACUACCUAAACGAGAAUGCGCCAAAUGGAUGCUACCACCAACCUUACAUAUGAUAACCAAUACUUCAAUUCGAUAUCUUUCUGCGUACGAUGAAGCUACUCUUUCAAAUAUUUACAAUGCUUAUGCAAACACGUGUACAGUUGCAAAAAACGCUCUGUCAAAAACUCUACCUGCUGCUCAAUGCACAUCUUUACAUGAAUAUAUAAACGAACUUUCUAUUGAAUUUCAAAGCUGCAUUGAAUUUCUUAAAUGUAUACCAGAAUUUACUCGUAUUACUACGGAUGAUAAAUUACGUUUAAUAAAAAACCAUUUUAGUAUCUUAGUUAAUGUUAAUGGACCUAUGAUACAACCAGUACCAUUAAAUAGGCUUGUUAUAACAUGGACGAAUGUUUUUGGUAUUGAUAUAACUCAACGUCUUUUAAAAUCUAAUCAAUUACUUGAGCCAUAUAUAUAUGAUCCAUUUGUGCUGAAGAUUCUGCUCAUCAUUCUUGCACUUUCCAGUAGUAAUGGUAGAAAUCUUGACAAUGUAGAUAUAGAUCAAAUUUGUGAUGAUUCAUUAACCAUAUUUGCUGCUCAAAAUAUCUAUGUAGAAUUAUUAUGGAAAUAUCUUCUCUCACGUUCUGCAAGUGAACAAAAUGCAGUAAGGUUCUUCAAUAAAUUAAUGAUGUGUAUAUUAUAUGUAAAAAAUCUCGAUAUGGAUAUAGAUGUUUAUGUACGUAGUUUAGCACAUGAAAUUCAACAAGCGGAUCCUAUUAUGCAAAGCAUGUGGUCAAGAACAGCUGAAGUAGAGGAAAUUACCGAUAUGAAUGUUGCAGAAAAUAUUACUAUUUAA